Messenger RNA from Trichosporon asahii var. asahii CBS 2479, 2250 nucleotides. RefSeq lists its product as uncharacterized. NCBI's taxonomy places the organism in Eukaryota, Fungi, Basidiomycota, Tremellomycetes, Trichosporonales, Trichosporonaceae. The coding region runs from base 1 to 2250 and encodes 749 amino acids. Gene Ontology annotation, molecular function: protein binding. Gene Ontology annotation, biological process: mRNA cis splicing, via spliceosome. Gene Ontology annotation, cellular component: cytoplasm; spliceosomal complex. The record is from RefSeq and is a predicted model, not a curated record. The transcript has 3 exons.
AUGUCCCGGCCCUCGUCUCCUGAGCGAGACAACAGGGAGAAGGUGAGGUACGACGACGUUGACGUACCCGCUGGCCCAUCAGGGAGCUCGAAGCGCGACGACAAGCGCAGCGAUCAGCGCUACGACUCGGACCGCGAGCGCCGCCGAAGAGAUAGGGAUCGAGACGACAGGCGCCGCGAUCGGGAUCGCGACAGAGACUACGACCGUGACAGGGAUCGACGACGAAGUGACAGGAAGCGAGACGAUGAGCGCCGGGAACGGAGACGUGACAGGAGCCGAUCGUCGAGCCGCGAGAGAGAGCGCACGCGUGAUCGGGAUCGAGAUCGGCGCCGCGACCGCGACAGGGAUCGAGACCGGUCGACAAGCAGAGACAGAGAGAGGCGGAGAGACCGUGAACGUGACCGAGACAGGCGAAGAGAUCCAUCCACGAUCGAGCGGCGAAAGCGGAAGGAAGCGAAGCGUGCCGCGAAGGCUGCCUCUCGCCGUGAGGCCGACGCCGAGCAUGCACGCAAGCUCACCGAGUUGACGAUGUACUCCUCGAAUAGCAACCCGUUCCAGGACCCGAACCUGACCGAGAAGUUUACCUGGCACAAGAAGAUCGAGAAGGACAAGAAAGCCGGUCUGACUGCUGGGGACAUUGCGCGGCGCGAGGAGCAGCGCAAGCUAGAGGCGAAGCAGGAGCUGGAGAAGCUGAACAAGAAGCGUGCCGACCGCGAGACGGAGAUGAAGCUGCGCGAAGAAGAGGAGACGCGCAAGCGACGCCUUGCCGAGGAUGCCCAAAUGAUGGAGUGGAUCGACAAGGAGGACGACUUCCAGCUCGAGCAGAGCCGGCGCAGGGCUGGGAUCAGGCUGCGUGAACGCCGUGCCAAGGCGAUCGACUUCCUCGCUAUCAACCUCCGGUUCGCGGACGCGAAGUGCCUCGGAAAGCAGACAGCUGCGAUCGGUGCACUCGCGGGUGCCUCAGCCCGAGAAGACGAGGAAGACGGAUGGGGAUGGGCAGACGCCGGUCUCGAGUUCGAGAUGGACGAGCCAUGGCUCAUUUUCGAGCUCGAGCAGGACAUCAAGAUGUACUUGUCGCUGGAGAAGAACCCCGUCAACAUCCAGUUUUGGGAGGCGAUGCAGGUUGUGUGCCAGCACCACCUUGCUCUGCUCCGGGACCCUGACCGCGCGGUGGGCGGAGCGCAGUACAACGCCGAAGUCGACGCGAGCGCGAGCCAGAUUGUGACGGGCCUCUCGAUCUCGAAGCUCGACGCGCUGGAGCAGCGUACGCGCGACCUGCUCUCUGGCGGGGGCGCCGUCGACUCGGAGUUCUGGGCGCUGGUGCUGGACAAGAUCGCCAUAGCCCGUGCACAGAACCGUCUCGCGGGCAUCCACGAGAUUGUACUGCGCAACCGUCUCGAGCUGUUCAAGAAGCGCCAGCGCGAGGACGCUGCACGUGCCCAGGCUGACUUGGCCGAUGGCGAGGAAGGCGAGGACGUGGAGGAGGCGUACGAAGCCGACGAGGAGGACUACGUCGAGCCGUACGAGCGCGACAUGUCCCCGGUGCCUAUGGACCUGGACGCAGUCGUGCGCGACGCCGACCUAUGCCACCUCCCCAUCGUCGACGAGGCCGACAUGCUGCGCUCGCUGUACGAGGCGCGACACACGAUCUCGAACAAGGCAUACAUGCCCAAGGUGGCGCGUGCGGAGCCCGUGGGUCAGGUGGCCGAGGACACGGGCCCGCCUGCGGGGCACUACGACAUCGACGCCGAGACGGAAGCGCACUGGAAGGCGGCGAUCCGUGCCGAGCCCAAGGACUGGGGCGACUCAGAAUCCGAGCACGACAUGGAGGAGGGCGACCUGGCCUCCGGCCUGCAAGAGGCCGAGUACGACUGGAGCGACCGGUUCCGCCCCCGGAAGCCGCGGUACUUCAACCGCGUUCACACGGGCUACGAGUGGACGCAGUACAACCAGAGCCACUACGACUUUGACAACCCCCCGCCCAAGAUUGUGCAGGGGUACAAGUUCAAUAUCUUCUACCCCGACCUGAUUGACAAGAGCGUGACGCCGACGUAUGUCGUGCAGAAGAUCCCGGGCGAUAACGAUACGCAAAUCAUCAUCUUCAAGGCUGGCCCGCCGUAUGAGGACAUUGCGUUCCGCAUCGUGAAGAGGCCGUGGGAGUACUCCCACCGCAAAGGGUUUGUGAGCACGUUUGGCUCUGGCGUGCUCAGGCUGUACUUUUCCUUCUCGCGCCAGUUUUACAAGAAGUAG